Messenger RNA from Gossypium raimondii (Peruvian cotton), 1424 nucleotides. Its product is annotated as probable indole-3-pyruvate monooxygenase YUCCA10. Gene Ontology annotation, molecular function: N,N-dimethylaniline monooxygenase activity; flavin adenine dinucleotide binding; NADP binding. The record is from RefSeq and is a predicted model, not a curated record. NCBI's taxonomy places the organism in Eukaryota, Viridiplantae, Streptophyta, Magnoliopsida, Malvales, Malvaceae. The transcript has 4 exons. The coding region runs from base 73 to 1206 and encodes 377 amino acids.
UUUCCAUCCCCAAGGCAGCGACCCAUUCUGCUUGAUAUCGCGCCACUACAUAGCCGGUCAUUAUCGUCGGGGAUGCAAAAAGAACAGGUCAUUAUCGUCGGAGCGGGCCCUUCGGGGCUGGCCAUGGCGGCUUGCCUUAACCACCACUCAAUCCCAUACAUAAUCCUUGAAAGAGAAGACUGUAUCGCUUCUCUGUGGAAGAAAUACGCCUACGACCGUCUCCACCUUCACUUAGACAAGCAAUUCUGCGUGCUCCCUCACAUGCCCUUCCCCGACUCUUACCCACGUUUCGUCUCCAGACAACAGUUCGUAAGCUACUUAGACGACUACGUUUCUCGUUUUAAGAUCAGCCCUUUGUACCGUCGGACCGUCGAGUCAGCGGAGUUCGACGGAGAGACCGGGAAAUGGAUCGUUAAGGCCAGGAACUUGGGUUCCGGCGAGGUGGAGGAGUUGGAAGGGAGGUUCUUGGUGGUGGCUAGCGGUGAAACGAGCAACCCUUUUACGCCGGUGAUUGAAGGGCUUAAUACUUUCCCCGGUGAUGUUCUUCAUUCGACGCGGUUCAGAAAUGGGAAGGCGUUUCAAAACCAGAAGGUUUUGGUUGUGGGGUCGGGGAAUUCGGGCAUGGAGAUCGCUUUUGACCUUGCCAAUCAUGGUGCCCAAACUUCUUUAGUUGUUCGAAGCCCGGUUCACAUUCUUUCAAGGGAUAUGAUUUACUUGGGGCUAAUUUUGGUGAAGUAUAUACGGGUGAACUUGGUGGACUCGUUAAUGGUGAUGCUUAGCAAGCUUGUUUAUGGGGACUUGUCCAAGUACGGAAUCAACAGGCCCAAGGAAGGUCCAUUUUUCAUGAAAGCUGUCUAUGGAAAAUACCCUAUUACUGAUAUUGGUACAUGUAAGAAGAUCAAGUCCCAGGAGAUUCAGGUGUUGCCGUCUAUAUGUAGCAUAAGAGGCAAUGAGGUGGUGUUCGAGAACGGCACAACGCAUCCCUUCGACACAAUCGUCUUCUGCACCGGCUUCAAGCGCUCCACUAAUGUCUGGCUUAAGGGAGAUGAUUACCUGCUGAAUGAUGAUGGGAUUUCCAAGCUGAGUUUCCCAAACCAUUGGAAAGGAAAGAAUGGUUUGUACUGCGUCGGUCUGUCGAGAAGGGGGCUAUAUGGGGCGGCUAGCGAUGCACUCAACAUAGCCGAUGAUAUCAACUCACUUCAGUAACUAAAUGGUUCCUUUGAUCCACCAAUAUUACAUAUUCUAUACCAAGCAGAACACACAUAUUAGUUCACUUGUGACUAUGUACUUAUGCAUGCAUGCAUCUAUGCACGGAUGUAUGUGUUGAAAGAUGGAUGCAUGAUAUAGCCAAACCGAGGUGGUUUAGGGUUUAAGCUAUCUGUAUGAAUAAUCAUUUCCUUAGUAAAUCCAAGAGAGUUAUAGUA